UCGCCUUUCUAUGAAGGCGAGCAGCCCAGCCCCCUUGUUGAAAUUUGGAUAUUAAGGAAGCCGUAUUUCGCAAUAGCAGCUCCGAGAAGCUGGGCUUAGGGUGCGCCUCCUGCGGUCGUUUCAGUGACUCAAUUGGCUGGCUUCCCUCAGCUCAGACUGGUGUCGCCACCUCUCCCAGGACCGGAAUGAUUAUCCCCGCCCGAUGGGUCUACAUUCAUCCCUGAAUGUCGUCGGGUACUCUUCACUUCCCCGCCAUUCUUGUAACCGUCACCUGUAAUCCGCGCAGGUGUGUCCGCACCCCCUGGAGUGGACGAGAAAGAAAGGAUUUUUUCUCGGAGCAACCCCGGUUCCAGACCCAGGAGUUCACUUUCCCGUAUGAGCAUUCGAUUGGACGUAUCAGGGUUCGCCGCGGUUCAUUGCUGUGCUUACACACUAGGCUACCCUUCUCCGAAAGCUCCGCGGGACCACCUAUCACUAGUCUUCGGCCGGAGGGGUUUAUUGCAAAAAGGCCGGGACGCGGGCUCCCGCAGAGGAAAGCCCAACGAAUGCCAUAUUGGCAUACUCUCCUAAAAAAAGCAGACCCCACCCCAUUGAAGACGGGAGUGAGGUACAACAAGGCCAUUUCCGUCCCUUCUCACAGAGCCGUACGUGGACGUUACCGCUCAUACAGCUCCCAGCCAGCAAGAGUUAGCUUUCCUCUAGAAGUCAUGGAAGUGUGGAUAAAUCGACGGAAGGUUUUUAUUCCUUAUAAACCCGCCCUAACCGUUCUAAAUAUGGACGGAGAGCGGUCUUCAUUUUUUCGGGGUGCUCCAGAUCACAUUUAA
Messenger RNA from Lolium rigidum, 824 nucleotides. RefSeq lists its product as uncharacterized. The record is from RefSeq and is a predicted model, not a curated record. NCBI's taxonomy places the organism in Eukaryota, Viridiplantae, Streptophyta, Magnoliopsida, Poales, Poaceae.